Pogonomyrmex barbatus (red harvester ant) is the source of this 3210-nucleotide messenger RNA. RefSeq lists its product as uncharacterized. Gene Ontology annotation, biological process: positive regulation of DNA-templated transcription; cell fate specification; regulation of transcription by RNA polymerase II. Lineage: Eukaryota; Metazoa; Arthropoda; Insecta; Hymenoptera; Formicidae. Gene Ontology annotation, cellular component: chromatin; nucleus. The record is from RefSeq and is a predicted model, not a curated record. Gene Ontology annotation, molecular function: RNA polymerase II cis-regulatory region sequence-specific DNA binding; DNA-binding transcription factor activity, RNA polymerase II-specific.
UGCUGAUGCCGCUUCAGCGGUGCUCGCGCAUCGAGGAUAGAAACGUAAAUUAUCUUUCGAACAGCGAUCGUCAGCAUCGUCGCGAUCACUGGCAUCGUCGUGACGCACGACACCCGUAACGACGUCGCGACGUCAAGUGCCUCCUCCGCUUCGAGACGCGCCUCAAUUAGUUUAUCGGUAGACCCCACGUGGCCCAGGAAGCAGCGCGCGAGGUGAUGUUGCUGGAGUCGCGAGGCCUCACCGGUAGGAAGAGAAACGGAUUGACACUGACCUCGUUCGGCGACGGUGGCGGCGGUGGUGGUGGCGGAGGCGGCGGCGGUGGCGGUGGCGGCGGAGGAGCCGGCAGCGAGGAGGACGACGAGGAAUCCCGACAUCACCUCUACCUGGGCAGGAAGAUGCAGGGCGAGGGCACCGCCGCCCCCGCGGUAUCCACCGGGCUAUCCGGAUGUGCCGGCGAUGACGGCGACGAGAGCUCGAGCCCGUCGCCGAACAGCAGCCUCCUGAACAAUCUCAACAACAAUUGCAAUUCGAAUCGACAAUGCGCGACCGACUUCAGCAUAGCUGCGAUCAUGGCACGGGACUCGCGUCAGCAGCAGCAAAUGCAGCAACAGCAGCAGCAGCAGCAGCAGCAGCAGCAGCAGCAGCAGCAACAACAACCUCAUCAUCAUAAACAUUCGCAGCAGCAGGCCGUCGGUGGCGGCAAGCUGCAUCAGCACGAGAGGGAAGCCAGCGGUUCUGGGGUUGCUCGCGGUGCUGCGGUGCCGGUUUCGGAGACAAUCAACGCGGAGGACGAUGCGGAAACGGACGACACUGGAAGCUCGACGACGCCAGUUUCGCCGGUGGUGAAUCCUCUGCUUCAGGAACGCUCGAAUUGCGAGGAGCUGAAACACGUGGCCUGCCACCUGGAGACCAAAGAUCUCUGGGACAAAUUUAACGAGCUCGGCACGGAGAUGAUCAUCACAAAGACUGGCAGGCGGAUGUUUCCGACGUGUCGUGUCUCAUUCAAUGGACUGAAGCCAGACAGCCGAUACUCGGUUCUGAUGGACAUUGUACCGGUUGACAAUAAGAGGUAUCGGUACGCAUAUCACAGAAGCUGCUGGCUGGUGGCCGGAAAGGCGGAUCCGCCGGCGCCAGCCAGACUCUACGUCCAUCCGGAUUCGCCUUUCACGGGCGAGCAGCUCCGAAAGCAGGUCGUCUCGUUCGAGAAAGUCAAGCUUACCAACAACGACAUGGACAGGCAUGGACACCUGGUCCUGAACUCCAUGCACAAGUACCAGCCGAGGAUCCACCUGGUGAAGCGGCCGGACUCGGGCGUGGUGAAGACGAUCGUGGACCUCGAGAAGGAGCCGCACAAGACCUUCAUAUUCCCGGAGGCCAUAUUCACCGCUGUCACCGCCUAUCAGAAUCAGCUCAUCACGAAGCUCAAGAUCGACAGUAAUCCAUUCGCCAAGGGCUUUCGAGACUCCUCACGUCUUACUGACUUCGAGAGCUUCCCUUUCAGGGAGACGAUGGAGUCAAUGCUGGCUGAACAACAGUCGCUAAGGUUUCCGCAUCGAUUGCCAUUCGAGAUGGAGCAACUUCAGGCGGGCGCCGUGAGCAAUCUCAGUCUCGAGGAGAAAGCUUUAUGGGCUGCGCGUUCUCAGAUGCUGCUGAGAGCGGCCGCGGCCGUGGCCGCCAGCCCUUACGCUCAGCUGGUUAAUCCCGCUUUCGUAUACCCGGGCGCCUCGGCCGCUGGUACCAGCCAUCAGCAGCAGCAGCAGCAGCAACAGCAUCAGCAGCAGCAACAGCAGCAGCAGCAACUGGGCCAUCAUCUUUGGUGGGCCUCGUCGAUCGGGUCCACUCUCUUCCAGCAAAUGGCCGCGUCCAGCUCCCAGCAGAACCCGACAGGUCCCGCGGCCCCCCGACCGCUCUAUCCGUCGCCCCUUGCCCUGGCCCACCACCGAUUCUCGCCCUAUCACAUGGCGACCGUCCCCAAGUCCUCGACGCCGGCUGCUCCGUCGCCGUCGCCGUCCAGAAGGGCCACGCCGUCACCCACAGAUAGUCUCAGCAGGGACGCCCAGGAUCUCUCGCCCUCGUAGUCCCUCGCUUUGCUAGAAAAGUACUGGUCGUGUUUUUCUUCGUGAAGAGACUCUAGAGGGAGCUUGAGACACUUACUAAGACUGCGCGAUAAAAGCUGCUUUUUCUCAUUCUCAGAAAUGGAAGAUUCCCGUUUAAUUGGACCGUGAAUUGCCUUGUGAUUUUUUUAUGAAAAAAAUCUAAUUGCUCUUCAUGUGAUGAAAGUCAACUUUUCUUUUCGACUGAGACCGGAGCGUAGCGAUUAAUACCUCUUGCAAUAUUCGUCUUCUUUCAUGGAGAGAACUGACGAAACUUUUUGCGCGCGGUGAAAGUCGAUUUCCAUCAUGUUAUUUUUACUAUAAAUCUCGUUCUUUUUUAGAUUACUAGAAUUCUUAGCGAUUACAGAAUUUUCUCAUUUAGAAGUGCAAUAUCUAUUAUGUAGUUAAUUAUUAUGUUUUUUUUCCCUUAUCGUAUUAUUAAGGAGCCGGUCUCUAUUCCGUUAGACGAGUACAGGAUGAACGCGCCUUCGCACGUAUGCUUCGUAUGCAUGCGUAAUACGUGAUAAAGCAUUAUAAAAUAUUAUUUGCGCAAACGGGGAUCGAUUUUCGUCGCGCGUGUCACGCGUCGUCGAGAGACAUUGGGAGGACGAUGAGUAUCGAUGAAACGUGCAGAAUUCAGCAUGAAUAGUGACGAUAAUUGUAGUGUCAAAGGUUCUCGAUGGCGCCAGUCGAGUUGACCACGGCACGAGUUUGCCGCUCUCUAUCUUUCUCUCACGUCACGACGGAUGGAGCAAGGGAAAGAAACGUAAAACUCACGUUACCCGAGAGUCUGAAUGCUGGCCUUUCUCAGCUGAACUCUCGACCUUUGGCGAGCAUGGUGGCAAGCACAGAGGACUGGAGUCGUCUCACGUGACUCGGCGAUUCCGUUGUCCUUCCGACUGAACCAACUGGGACCGAGAGGAGGUCGAUCUGUACAUAUCCUUGCCUCGAUUCACGAUCAGAAGCGAUAGGACUGCCGAUCCUGGUAGUCAGGAUAGACCUAAGGAUCUAACAGCAUCUUGAAACCGAUAGAGAUAAAUAUCGUCGCGCAAAAAUUUGACGCAUUUGCAAAAAAUAUCGAGAAAGUAUUCUCAAUUUAAGUUUUAUUUGCUUUUAU